AGAUGUUAUUAUUUGACCUGAGCGUGUUUUGUCUUGUAGUAAAACAUACAUCAAACUACAUUAACACAUUUAUGGAGCCAGAACAAUAUAAAGCCAGAACAAGGCCAAAAGACUUGUUGAUUUGAAAAAUCAACUUUUUCAAAUUUCAGCAACCUGUAUUUCUUCUCAUCUCUUGAGUCAACACAAGGACAACAACUAUAGUCUGGAUCAAGUAGACAGUAUACAUUCUGAAUACAUUAAGUAAGUACAAUUUGCUGGUUUUACAAUGAGAUAAAAAGUGCAAAAUACAAAAACUUGUCACUGACAUCAGAGUACUUGUAAAGUUAGAUUUCACAGUAAGGACGCCCUCUAGUGGAGUAAAAGUGAUAAUUAUUAAUCCUGUGUUUUCUUAGACACACUGUGGAUUUUUCCAUUUGUGGAAAUCAAUUAAGUUCGACUUCUCUCUCUAAUGAAGGAGCUUUGUAAAAAAUACACAAUUAUAUUUUCAUUAAGGAGUUCUUUUCUUAUGUUGUCUAUUUGUAAUUAUAUGUUCUAUUGGCUGCUGUAAACUUCCACUGCUGAGAAAAGACCAAGAAACACAAAAGUAAAAACUUGUUCCAAAGUUUUGUCAACAAGUUUCACAGCGAGUCACUAAAACUGACAGAGCUUCACUGAGAGGAGCAACAGGGAGAAAAAACUGGAACGUCACAUUUUCUCAAAAAUGAAAGUGAAAGUUUGAGUGACAGCAGAGCUGCAGUCCAGACGAGUCUCUGUGUUUCUCUCUGAAGAAAACUUUCUCAACACAACAGCAGAAUCUCUGACAAACACUGACUGUCAACAUGUCUGCUGCCAGCUGUCUGCUGACUGAAGAUGAGUUUCUGUGCUCCAUCUGUCUGGAUGUGUUCACUGAUCCAGUCACCAUACCAUGUGGACACAACUUCUGUAAAACCUGCAUCACUAUACACUGGGAUAAAAAUGUCCUGUGUCAGUGUCCCAACUGUAAAAAGACUUUCAACAUCAGACCUGAGCUGCAGGUCAACACGUUCAUCUCUGAGAUGGCUGCUCAGUUCAGACAGUCAGCUCAACAGAAAGCCAGCAGCAGCAGCUCAGAGCAACAAGUUUCCAAACCAGGAGAAGUUCCCUGUGACGUCUGCACUGGAACCAAACUGAAGGCCCUGAAGUCCUGCCUGGUGUGUCUGGCCUCCUACUGUGAGACUCACCUGGAGCCUCAUCUGACAAAGUCAGGCCUGAAAAGACAUCAGCUGAUGGAUCCUGUGGAGAACCUGGAAGACAGGAUGUGUACGAAGCACGAUAAACUGCUGGAGCUGUUCUGUAAGACCGACCAGAUGUGUGUCUGCAUGAUCUGCACUGUUUUAGACCACAAGACACAUGAUGUUGUUCCUCUGAAAGAAGAAUAUGAAGGAAAGAAGGCCGAGCUGGGGAAGAGAGAUGCUGAAAUUCAGCAGAUGAUCCAGAAGAGACGACUGAAGAUUGAGGAGAUGAAGCGCUCAGUGCAGCUCAGUAAGAAAGAUGCAGACAGAGAGAUAGCAGCUGGUGUUCAGGUCUUCAGAGCUCUGAAGGAGUCUGUUGAGAGAAGCCAGGCCGAGCUCAUGGACACCAUCAAAGAGAAGCAGAGAGAGACAGAGAAACAGGCUGAAGGCUUCAUCAAAGAGCUGGAACAGGAAAUCUCUGAGCUGGAGAAGAGAAGCUCUGAGGUGGAGCAGCUCUCACAGUCUGAAGACCACCUCCACCUCCUCCAAAGCUUCCCAUCACUGAACACUGCUCCACCCACCAAGGACUGGACAGGAGUCAGCGUCCGUCCACCUUCGUAUGAGGGAACUGUGAGGAGAGCUGUGAAUCAGCUGGAGGAGACGCUCAGUAAACAGAUGAAGAAGCUGCUUGAGGCCGAGCUGAAGAGGGUCCAGCAGUAUGCAGUGGAUGUGACACUUGAUCCUGAUACAGCACAUCCUGAACUAAUUGUGUCUGACGAUGGAAAACAAGUAAAACAUGGUGGUAUAAAGCUGAAUCUCCCAGACAAUCCAGAGAGAUUUGACUCCUGUGUGAAUGUCUUAGCACAGCAAAGUUUCUCUUCAGGAAGAUUUUAUUAUGAGGUUCAAGUUAAAGGAAAAACCAAGUGGGAAGUUGGGGUGGGCCGACAGUCGAUCAACAGGAAGGGAGACAUUAAACUGACUCCUCAGAAAGGUUACUGGACGAUAUGGUUGAGGAAUAAAAAUGAGUACAAAGCUCUUGCUGGCCCUGGAGUCCGUCUCUCUCUGAAGCAUCAGCCUGAGAAGGUGGGGGUGUUUGUGGAUUAUGAGGAGGGUCUGGUCUCCUUUUAUGACGUUGAUGCUGCAGCUCUUAUCUACUCCUUUACUGGCUGCUGCUUCACUCAGAAACUCUACCCAUACUUCAGUCCAUGUACUAAUGAUGGUGGUGAAAACUCUGCUCCUCUGAUCAUCUCUCCUGUCAAUACCACUGAGUAGAACUAACAUUUGAUUUUCUACAGAAUGAUUCACAUCAUUUACUGUAAAUUCCGGACUAUAGAGUGGACCUGAAUAUAAGCCUCAACAGCUCAUUUUUAAGUGAAAAAAAAUGUGUACAUAUAUCGGCACCUGACUAUAAGCCGCAGGUGUCCAAGUCUGCUCUCUGUGUGUUCACCCAGACUUCAAGAACGUUUUCAAUUUCGGGCCAAUUGCUUUAAUUACCUCUGAAAGCUUUUGUCGUCUUUUUGCAUUGAGUCAGCUCUUCACGCUGCCAUCUCCAACGUCUUGCCAUCGAUUCAUUGAUGCCAAGCUUACGUGCAGCAGCUCUAUUUCCUUCUUUGACCGCCAGAACGAUUGACUUUAACUUGAAAGCUGCAUCAUAUGCAUUUUUUCGUGUGUUUUCCAUAAUGAGGGUGUGUGCAUGAUGCACAAAAUGACUGUUCAAAACACAAACUAGCGUCUUCCUCGACGCAUUAUCUCUUCCAUUUGUCUGUCUUGCUCUUGCGCUUCCUGGGGACUGUUAGCCCUUAAAAAUCUAUAGAUACGCCACAUCAUAUGAUAGGCCACAGUGUUCAAAGUGUUGGAAAAAAGUAGCGGCGUAUACUCCGGAAAUUAUGGAAAUAUAAUAAAUGCAUAUUUAUUGAUUACA
This is a messenger RNA of Acanthopagrus latus (yellowfin seabream), 3111 nucleotides long. Its product is annotated as nuclear factor 7, ovary-like. The transcript has 2 exons. The coding region runs from base 819 to 2462 and encodes 547 amino acids. Gene Ontology annotation, molecular function: protein binding; zinc ion binding. NCBI's taxonomy places the organism in Eukaryota, Metazoa, Chordata, Actinopteri, Spariformes, Sparidae. The record is from RefSeq and is a predicted model, not a curated record.